AUGAAUGGCACUGACAUGGAGGAAAUACCGUUUCAGAAAGUCAAGACCAAGAGGAAGAAGUGCUGCCACUGCUGCUGCUCCCCGCCGGCCGCCGCGGCGGCGGGAGCCGGGCUGGGGGACCCCCCUCCCCUGCUGCUGCUGGAUGCCAUCGCCUGCGAGGACGAGUUUGACUGCAAGGAGCUGGAGGCUCUCUUCCAGAGCUACAACCUGAAGCUGGAGCAGACGUCCACCCUCAAGGCGCUGGCCGUCCUCAUCGUGCUCACCGCCAGCCUGGCCCUGCUGGAGCUGCUCUCCGGCCCCAGCCUGACCAUCUCCAAAGGCUCCCACCCGGUGCACUGCAUCAUCUUCCUCUCCCUCUUCAUCGUCACCAAUGUCAAGUACCUGCAGGUCACCCAGCUGCAGCAGAUCGUCAAGCUCACCCUGCUCUUCAGCUUCACCUUCUCCUUCCUCUGCUGCCCCUUCUCGCUCGGCGCCUACGGCAUGGAGCCCCCCAGCGCCCCCGAGCAGGGCAUGUGGCAGCUCAUGCUGGUCACCUUCGUCUCCUACUCGCUGCUGCCCGUCCGGACCCUGCUGGCCAUCGUCUUCGGGCUGGUGGUCUCCGUCUCCCACCUCAUCGUCACCGCCGCCUCCGUCAGUGCCAAGCGGCAGCGGCUCUGGAGGACGCUUGUGGCCAAUGCAAUCCUUUUUGUCAGUGUAAAUUUGUAUGGGGUCUUUGUGAGGAUUUUGACAGAAAGGGCUCAGAGGAAGGCGUUCCUUCAGGCCAGGAACUGCAUUGAGGACAGGCUGAGGCUGGAGGAUGAAAAUGAAAAACAGGAACGUCUCUUGAUGAGUCUUUUGCCCAGGAAUGUUGCAAUGGAAAUGAAGGAAGAUUUCCUGAAGCCUCCUGAAAGGAUUUUCCACAAGAUUUACAUUCAAAGGCAUGACAACGUUAGCAUUUUGUUUGCAGACAUUGUGGGGUUCACUAGUUUGGCAUCGCAGUGUACUGCCCAAGAGCUGGUGAAGCUGCUGAAUGAGCUCUUUGGCAAAUUUGAUGAAUUAGCUACAGAAAACCACUGCAGAAGAAUAAAAAUCCUAGGGGACUGUUACUACUGUGUAUCAGGAUUGACCCAGCCCAAAACAGAUCAUGCCCAUUGCUGUGUUGAAAUGGGACUGGAUAUGAUUGACACCAUCACAUCUGUUGCAGAAGCCACAGAGGUUGAUCUCAACAUGAGAGUUGGAUUGCAUACAGGCAGGGUGCUUUGUGGGGUCCUGGGUCUCCGAAAAUGGCAAUACGAUGUCUGGUCAAAUGAUGUGACUUUAGCUAAUGUCAUGGAAGCUGGAGGACUGCCUGGGAAAGUUCACAUUACAAAGACCACCUUAGAGUGCCUAAAUGGGGACUACGAGGUCGAACCAGGACAUGGUCAUGAACGGAAUAGUUUCUUGAAGAAGCAUAAUAUUGAAACCUAUUUUAUUGUGCCAUCCCAUCGCAGGAAGAUAUUUCCUGGACUGAUUCUCUCAGACAUUAAGCCUGCCAAAAGAAUGAAGUUCAAGACAGUCUGCUACCUGCUCGUUCAGCUCAUGCACUGUCGUAAGAUGUUCAAAGCGGAGAUCCCUUUCUCCAAUGUCAUGACCUGUGAGGAUGACGAUAAGAGGAGAGCAUUAAGGACGGCCUCUGAAAAACUCAGGAAUCGUUCCUCUUUUUCUACCAAUGUUGUAUACAACACUCCAGGAACUCGAGUAAACCGAUACAUCAGCCGUUUGAUAGAGGCCCGGCAAACUGAGUCUGAGAUGGCUGACUUGAACUUCCUUACCCUGAAGUAUAAGCAAAUUGAGCGUGAAAAUAAAUACCACCAGCUUCAGGAUGAGUACUUCACCAGUGCUGUAGUUCUCUCACUAAUUCUAGCUGCCUUAUUUGGCCUUGUCUACCUUCUGAUAAUACCACAGAGUACCGUAGUUCUCGUUCUCCUGGUGUUCUGCAUAUGCUUCCUAGUGGCUUGUAUUAUGUACCUACACGUCACACGAGUACAAUGUUUUCCAGGGUGCCUGACAAUACAAAUUCGUACCAUUUUGUGUAUUUUUAUUGUGAUCUUAAUAUACUCCGUGGCUCAAGGAUGUGUGGUUGGCUGUAUGCCUUGGGUUUGGAAUACCAAUUCCAGCAGUUCCAUAGUUAUCAUUUCUCCUGGUGGAACAAAUAAAACAAUGAAUGAACUUCCGUGUGACACAGCCCACUAUGCUUUCCUUUCCUGUGUGGUGGGGACUCUCACCUUGGCAAUAUUUCUACGUGUAUCUUCCUUGCCAAAAAUUGUUCUCCUGAUUUUUGUUACAAUUUUGUACAUAACUAUUCUGGAACUCAGUGGUUACAGAAAAGCUGUGGGGGGCGGCUCCUUUUAUAUGCGUGGCUAUGAACCAAUACUUGCCAUUCUGCUAUUUUCUUGUGCUUUGGCACUGCAUUCCAGACAGGUGGACUUGAAGCUACGUCUGGACUACCUCUGGGCUGUGCAGGCAGAAGAAGAGAGAGAUGAUAUGGAGAGAGUCAAGCUGGACAAUAAAAGAAUUCUCUUCAACCUGUUGCCAGCACAUGUUGCACAGCACUUUCUUAUGUCCAAUCCAAGAAAUAUGGACCUUUAUUACCAGUCAUACUCACAAGUGGGAGUGAUGUUUGCUUCGAUCCCAAAUUUCAAUGAUUUCUACAUCGAACUGGAUGGCAAUAAUAUGGGAGUGGAAUGUUUACGCCUGUUAAAUGAAAUUAUUGCUGAUUUUGAUGAGCUUAUGGACAAAGAAUAUUAUAAGGACAUAGAAAAGAUCAAGACAAUUGGAAGUACGUAUAUGGCAGCUGUGGGACUCGUACCUACUUCGGGAACUAAGGCUAAAAAAUCAAUUUAUUCCCAUCUGAGUACACUGGCAGAUUUUGCAAUAGAGAUGUUUGACGUUCUGGAUGAAAUCAACUAUCAGUCUUACAACGACUUUGUCCUACGAGUUGGUAUUAAUGUCGGGCCGGUAGUGGCUGGAGUCAUCGGAGCCAGAAGACCACAGUAUGAUAUCUGGGGGAACACUGUAAAUGUUGCCAGCCGGAUGGAUAGUACUGGAGUGCAGGGGAAAAUUCAGGUGACAGAAGAAGUUCAGCGGAUAUUAAAAAGGUGCAGUUACGAAUUUCUGUGCAGGGGUAAAGUCAGUGUAAAGGGAAAAGGCGAAAUGCUGACCUAUUUCCUGGAAGGAAAGGCCGAUGGAAAUAAUGCACAAACACGGUCUUUAAACUUAGAGCGGAAAAUGUACCCUUACGGGAGAGCAAACAUUCAAACAAAACUGGGCACCAGCUGUCCGUCGGUCUCCUCAGUUGCUGGCUUUACUGUAAAAGCUGGGCUUGGAGCAGGUCAAGCAUCUGCCACUCACGCAAAUCAAACACUGCAUUAUCUUCCUUCUGUGCCAGCCGUGAAGGAGGCGUAGA
Gavia stellata (red-throated loon) is the source of this 3424-nucleotide messenger RNA. It is a transcript of the gene ADCY1, whose product is annotated as adenylate cyclase 1. NCBI's taxonomy places the organism in Eukaryota, Metazoa, Chordata, Aves, Gaviiformes, Gaviidae. Bases 1 to 3423 code for a protein of 1140 amino acids. The transcript has 20 exons. Gene Ontology annotation, cellular component: plasma membrane. Gene Ontology annotation, molecular function: adenylate cyclase activity. The record is from RefSeq and is a predicted model, not a curated record. Gene Ontology annotation, biological process: intracellular signal transduction; adenylate cyclase-activating G protein-coupled receptor signaling pathway; cAMP biosynthetic process.